Molecule: messenger RNA, 6656 nt
Organism: Diceros bicornis minor
Lineage: Eukaryota; Metazoa; Chordata; Mammalia; Perissodactyla; Rhinocerotidae
Product: cadherin-23
Exons: 36
Coding region: 97-5850 (1917 amino acids)
Biological process (GO): homophilic cell-cell adhesion
Cellular component (GO): plasma membrane
Molecular function (GO): calcium ion binding
Source: RefSeq, a predicted model, not a curated record
AUCACUGUGCUGGACGAGAAUGACAACAGCCCCCGGUUUGACUUCACCUCUGACUCAGUGGUCAGCGUGCCCGAGGACUGCCCCGUGGGCCAGCGCAUGGCCACCGUCAAGGCCCAGGACCCCGAUGCCAGCAGCAACGGGCAGGUGGUCUUCUCCUUGGCCUCUGGCAACAUCGCCGGGGCCUUUGAGAUCAUCACCACCAACGACUCCAUUGGCGAAGUGUUUGUGGCCAGGCCCCUGGACAGAGAAGAGCUGGACCACUACGUCCUCAAGGUUGUGGCAUCCGACCGUGGCACCCCUCCACGGAAGAAGGACCACCUCCUGCAGGUGACCAUCCUGGACGUCAAUGACAACCCGCCGGUGAUUGAGAGCCCCUUUGGAUACAAUGUCAGCGUGAACGAGAACGUGGGCGGGGGUACUGCUGUGGUCCAGGUGAGAGCCACCGACCGUGACAUCGGGAUCAACAGCGUCCUGUCCUACUACAUCACCGAGGGCAAUGAGGACGUGACCUUCCGCAUGGACCGCAUUAGUGGUGAGAUCGCCACGCGGCCUGCCCCGCCGGAUCGCGAGCGCCAGAGCUUCUACCACCUGGUGGUCACCGUGGAGGACGAGGGCACCCCUACCCUGUCAGCCACCACUCACGUGUACGUGACCAUCGUGGACGAGAAUGAUAACGCGCCCGUGUUCCAGCAGCCCCACUACGAGAUCUUACUGGAUGAGGGCCCGGAUACGAUCAAUGCCAGCCUCAUCACCAUCCAGGCGCUAGACCUGGACGAAGGGCCCAAUGGCACAAUUACUUAUGCCAUUGUCGCAGGCAACAUCAUUAACACCUUCCGUAUCGACAGACACACGGGUAUCAUCAGUGCUGCCAAGGAGCUGGACUACGAGAUCAGCCAUGGCCGCUACACCCUGAUCAUCACCGCCAUUGACCAGUGCCCCGUCUUGUCCCGCCGCCUCACCUCCACCACCACGGUGCUUGUGAAUGUGAAUGACAUCAAUGACAACGUGCCCACCUUCCCCCGAGACUACGAGGGGCCAUUUGAUGUCACCGAGGGCCAGCCGGGGCCCAGAGUGUGGACCUUCCUGGCCCACGACCGGGAUUCGGGCCCCAACGGGCAGGUGGAGUACAGCAUUGUGGACGGAGACCCUCUGGGGGAGUUUGUGAUCUCUCCCGUGGAGGGGGUACUGCGGGUCCGGAAGGAUGUGGAGCUGGACCGGGAGACCAUUGCCUUCUACAACCUGACCAUCUGUGCCCACGACAGGGGGGUGCCCCCACUCAGCUCCACGAUGCUGGUGGGGAUCCGGGUACUGGACAUCAAUGACAAUGACCCCGUGCUGCUCAACCUACCGAUGAGCAUCACCAUCAGUGAGAGUAGCCCCGUCUCCAGCUUGGUGGCCCAUGUCCUGGCCAGUGACGCUGACAGCGGGUGCAAUGCACUCCUCACCUUCAACAUCACUGCAGGCAACCGAGAGCGGGCCUUCUCCAUCAAUGCCACGACAGGGAUCAUCACAGUGAACCGGCCCCUGGACCGCGAGCGGAUCCCCGAGUACAGGCUGACCAUCUCCGUGAAGGACAACCCAGAGAACCCACGCAUAGCCAGGAGGGAUUUUGACUUGCUACUGAUCUUUCUUGCGGACGAGAAUGACAACCACCCCCUCUUUACUGAGAGCACCUACCAGGCGGAGGUGAUGGAGAACUCUCCUGCUGGGACCCCCCUCACGGUGCUCAAUGGGCCCAUCCUGGCCCUGGAUGCGGACCUGGACAUCUAUGCCGUGGUGACCUACCAGCUGCUGGGCUCCCAGAGCGGCCUCUUUGACAUUGACAGCAGCACCGGCAUAGUGACAGUGAGAUCAGGUGUCAUCAUUGACCGGGAGGGCUUCUCACCCCCAGUCCUGGAGCUGCUGCUGCUGGCUGAGGACAUCGGACUGCUCAAUGGCACAGCCGACCUGCUUGUCACCAUCCUGGAUGACAAUGACAACUGGCCCACCUUUAGCCCUACCGCCCUCACAGUCCACCUGCUAGAGAACUGCCCACCAGGAUUCUCAGUCCUUCAGGUCACAGCCACAGAUGAAGACAGUGGCCUCAAUGGGGAGCUGAUCUACCGAAUAGAAGCUGGGGCUCAGGACCGCUUCCUCAUCCACCCACUCACCGGGGUCAUCCGCGUCGGCAACGCCACCAUCGACAGGGAGGAGCAGGAAUCCUACAGGCUGACAGUGGUGGCCACCGACAGGGGCACCAUCCCUCUCUCUGGCACGGCCGUCAUCACUAUCCUUAUCGACGACAUCAAUGACUCCCGCCCCGAGUUCCUCAACCCCAUCCAGACAGUGAGUGUGCUGGAGUCCGUCAAGCCAGGCACUGUCAUUGCCAAUGUCACUGCCAUCGACCGCGACCUCAACCCAAAGCUGGAGUACCACAUCAUCGGCAUCAUGGCCAAGGACGACACUGACUGCUUGGUGCCUGAUCAGGAGGAUGCCUUUGCCGUGAAUAUCAACACAGGGUCUGUAAUGGUGAAAUCCCCCCUGAACCGGGAGCUGGUUGCCACCUAUGAGGUCACUGUCUCGGUGAUUGACAAUGCCAGUGACCUACCAGAGCACUCUGUCAGUGUGCCAAAUGCCAAGCUGACGGUCAACAUCCUGGACGUCAAUGACAAUACUCCCCAGUUCAAGCCCUUCGGGAUCACCUACUACACAGAGCGGAUCCUGGAGGGGGCGACCCCCGGCACCACGCUCGUCGCUGUGGCGGCUGUGGACCCUGAUAAGGGCCUCAAUGGGCUGAUCACCUACACCCUGCUGGACCUGAUGCCCCCAGGCUACGUCCAGCUGGAAGACUCCUCAGCGGGGAAGGUCAUUGCCAACCGGACGGUGGACUAUGAGGAGGUGCGCUGGCUCAACUUUACCGUGAGGGCCUCAGACAAUGGGUCCCCACCCCGGGCAGCUGAGAUCCCUGUCUACCUGGAGAUUGUGGACAUCAAUGACAACAACCCCAUUUUUGAUCAGCCCUCCUACCAGGAAGCCGUCUUUGAGGAUGUGCCUGUGGGCACAGUCAUCCUGACGGUCACUGCUACUGAUGCCGACUCAGGCAACUUUGCCCUCAUUGAGUACAGCCUCGGGGAUGGAGAGGGCAAGUUUGCCAUCAACCCCACUACGGGUGACAUCUAUGUGCUGUCCUCUCUGGACCGGGAGAAGAAGGACCACUAUAUCCUGACUGCCUUGGCCAAAGACAACCCUGGGGAUGUAGCCAGCAAUCGUCGAGAAAAUUCGGUGCAGGUGGUGAUCCAGGUGCUGGACGUCAAUGACUGCCGGCCACAGUUCUCCAAACCCCAAUUCAGCACAAGCGUGUACGAGAAUGAGCCAGCGGGCACCUCGGUCAUCACCAUGAUGGCCACCGACCAGGAUGAGGGCUCCAAUGGGGAGUUGGCCUACUCACUUGAGGGCCCUGGAGUGGAGGCCUUCCACGUGGACAUGGACUCGGGUCUGGUGACCACAAAGCGGCCACUGCAGUCCUAUGAGAGGUUCAACCUGACCGUGGUGGCCACGGAUGGUGGACAGCCCCCACUCUGGGGCACCACAAUGCUCCUGGUGGAGGUCAUCGACGUCAAUGACAACCGCCCUGUCUUCGUGCGACCACCCAACGGCACCAUCCUCCACAUCAGAGAGGAGAUCCCGCUGCACUCCAACGUGUACGAGGUCUACGCCACAGACAAGGACGAGGGCCUCAAUGGGGCGGUGCGUUACAGCUUCCUGAAGACGGCGGGCAACCGGGACUGGGAGUACUUCACCAUCGACCCAGUCAGCGGCCUCAUCCAGACCGCGCAGCGCCUGGACCGCGAGAAGCAGGCGGUGUACAGCCUCAUCCUGGUGGCCAGCGACCUGGGCCAGCCGGUGCCAUACGAGACCAUGCAGCCUCUGCAGGUGGCCCUGGAGGACAUCGACGACAAUGAACCCCUCUUCGUGAGGCCUCCAAAAGGCAGCCCCCAGUACCAGCUGCUGACAGUGCCCGAGCACUCCCCACGUGGCACGCUCGUGGGCAACGUGUCAGGCGCCGUGGAUGCAGAUGAGGGCCCCAACGCCAUCGUGUACUACUUCAUCGCAGCCGGCAACGAAGAGAAGAACUUCCAUCUUCAUCCCGACGGGCGUCUGCUGGUGCUGCGGGACCUGGACCGGGAGCAGGAAGCCGUCUUCUCCUUCAUUGUCAAGGCCUCAAGCAAUCGCAGCUGGACACCUCCCCGUGGGCCCUCCCCAGCCCUCGACCUGGUCACUGACCUCACCCUGCAGGAGGUGCACGUCGUGCUGGAGGACAUCAAUGACCAGCCGCCACGCUUCACCAAGGCUGAAUACACUGCAGGAGUGGCCACUGAUGCCAAGGUGGGCUCAGAGCUGAUCCAGGUGCUGGCCCUGGACGCAGACAUUGGCAACAACAGCCUGGUCUUCUACAGCAUCCUGGGCAUCCACUACUUCCCGGCCCUUGCCAACGACUCUGAGGAUGUAGGCCAGGUCUUCACCAUGGGGAGCGUGGAUGGCAUCCUGCGCACCUUCGACCUCUUCAUGGCCUACAGCCCCGGCUACUUUGUGGUGGACAUCGUGGCCCGGGACCUGGCAGGCCACAACGACACGGCUGUCAUCGGCAUCUACAUCCUGAGGGAUGACCAGCGCGUCAAGAUCGUCAUUAAUGAGAUCCCCGACCGCGUGCGUGGAUUUGAGGAGGAAUUUAUCCGCCUGCUUUCCAACAUCACUGGUGCCAUCGUCAACACAGAUGACGUGCAGUUCCACGUGGACAAGAAGGGUCGAGUGAACUUCGCACAGACAGAGCUGCUUAUCCAUGUGGUGAACCGUGAUACCAACCGCAUCCUGGAUGUGCACCGGGUGAUCCAGAUGAUCGAUGAGAACAAGGAACAGCUGCGGAAUCUGUUCCGGAACUACAACGUCCUGGACGUGCAGCCCGCCAUCUCUGUCCAACUGCCCGACGACAUGUCUGCCCUGCAGAUGGCGAUCAUUGUCCUGGCCAUUCUCCUGUUCCUGGCUGCCAUGCUCUUCAUUCUCAUGAACUGGUACUACAGGACCGUACACAAGAGGAAGCUCAAAGCCAUCGUGGCAGGCUCAACAGGGAAUCGCGGCUUCAUUGACAUCAUGGACAUGCCCAACACCAACAAGUAUUCUUUUGACGGGGCCAAUCCUGUGUGGCUGGAUCCUUUCUGCCGAAACCUGGAGCUGGCCGCCCAGGCUGAGCACGAGGACGACCUGCCGGAGAACCUGAGUGAGAUCGCUGACCUGUGGAAUAGCCCCACCCGCACCCACGGAACUUUUGGGCGUGAACCAGCAGCGGUCAAGCCUGAUGAUGACCGGUACUUGCGGGCAGCCAUCCAGGAGUACGACAACAUUGCCAAGCUGGGCCAGAUCAUUCGGGAGGGGCCCAUCAAGGGCUCGCUGCUGAAGGUGGUCCUGGAGGAUUACCUGCGGCUCAAAAAGCUCUUUGCACAGCGGAUGGUGCAAAAAGCCUCCUCCUGCCACUCCUCCAUCUCCGAGCUGAUCCAGACCGACCUGGAGGAGGAGCCAGGGGAGCGCAGCCCAGGCCAGGGCAGCCUGCGCUUCCGCCACAAGCCACUGAUGGAGCUCAAAGGGCCCGAUGGGAUCCACAUGGUACAGGGCAGCACGGGCACACUGCUGGCCACUGACCUCAACAGCCUGCCCGAAGAUGACCAGAAGGGCCUGGGGCGCUCGCUGGAGACGCUGACGGCGGCCGAGGCCAGCGCUUUCGAGCGCAACGCCCGCACAGAGUCCGCCAAGUCCACGCCCCUGCACAAGCUUCGAGACGUCAUCAUGGAGAGUCCCCUGGAGAUCACGGAGCUAUGAUGAGAAGGGGAGCCUCACUGGUGGAGCCGCGCCUGUCCCCCACCCCCUUCCAGGGCAAGGGCAGGACCGAGGGGUGUGGGCCCCUCCCCAGGCCAGCCCUGGGUGUCCAACCUUGGGGUGGACUGGCAACAGUGGCCAGCAUCAGCUGCUCAGACAGAUUCCACUUUGCCAGGCGCUCAUUCAGCAUCUGAUCUCUACCUUCAUAAAAUUUGUUAUUUUUUUAAGAAAACCAAACAAAAAUGUUAAAUGUCUAAGGACGAGGUAAGGAUGGUCACUGGGGGCCCAGGAGUCAGUCUGAGGACCAACUCAGCCCAGGCUGAGCUGAAAGAGGCCAAGCAGACCCUCUUCCCCCGGACCCUCCCCAGUACAUCCCCAUCCCGUCCCGUCCCCCACACAGGGCAGGAGCCCGGCGCCGGGGAGGGAGGCCCAGGGCUGGCGUCCCCUGCCUAGCCUUGACUCCGACUUCGAGUCCCAGUGCGUUUUUGCUACAUCACUGGCGAGACAUCCAGGUGGGGACAGUAAGUGAUCCCUGCCUCCCCCCACGGACAAGGUCAAUGUCAGCGAAGCAACCGAAUUCUUUCCAUUUCACUGGCUUCCCAGACGUGUGGGCUCAUAAAGAGAAAUGACUGAUGUUCCCCUGGGUUUAGAAUGUCGCGUGUUCGUGUGUAUUCCUUUUUUAAAUUAAGUUAUUCCCUCAUUAGUUUCCCCUUCGUUUAUGUUUAACUAGUACUCACCAAACGUUUCUGGAAUGGUCUGAAUUUUAAAAAGACAAGGAACCAGCAAUACGCUCCGACUCUGGUAAACUA